AUGGAGGCUCUCAAACAGACGUUCAAGCGCUGCAAGGCAGAGAACCGGGCUGCUUUGGUUACCUAUGUCACUUCCGGUUACCCAAAGCCUGAGGAUACGCCUGAUAUAUUAAUAGGAAUGCAAAAUGGGGGUGCUGAUAUCAUUGAACUUGGCGUACCCUUCACAGAUCCCAUCGCAGACGGCCCAACUAUCCAGACAUCGAAUACGGUUGCUCUCGCCAAUGGCGUUACCAUCAAGUCCACCUUAGAUAUGGUUCGGGAGGCCCGAUCCAAAGGAUUGACGGCGCCGGUUCUGUUGAUGGGUUACUAUAACCCCUUACUUAGUUAUGGCGAGGAUGCCCUCUUACGAGACUGUAAGGAGGCGCGUGUAAAUGGCUUCAUCGUUUGCGAUCUGCCUCCCGAAGAAGCAGUUUCUUUCCGAAAACUGUGUAGCAAGGGUGCGUUAUCAUACGUCCCUCUGAUCGCGCCCGCGACGUCCGACACUCGUAUGAAAAUUCUAUGCGCCCUAGCCGAUUCUUUCAUCUACGUCGUCUCGCGCAUGGGGGUGACCGGUGCUCUGGGUACCCUCAAUGCUAACCUGCCGAGCCUUGUCGAGAGAGUCAAGAAGUACAGUGGCGACAAGCCGGCCGCUGUCGGUUUCGGUGUAUCAACGCGCGAACACUUUCAGUCUGUGGCCUCUAUCGCCGACGGUGUAGUUAUAGGUUCGGAGAUUGUCACCACCCUCCGGAAGGCCGAACCUGGGAAUGGUGCUAAGGCCGUCGAAGAAUACUGCGCUUACGUCAGCGGGCGCACGGCACAAGAAACAACGCGGGAGGUAGGAGUCAUUGAAGCCAUUGGUGCCUCUAGGGAGCCUAGCGGCGAGGACGUGACAGUCAAUGGAGUGAUUUCAGAGCAUGACGAUGCUGCUUUAGUCGCCCAACUUGCAGCCCUCCACGGCAAGAUCCCCGAACGGUUUGGCGAAUUUGGCGGUCAAUACGUACCAGAGUCCCUCAUGGACUGUUUGUCCGAGUUGGAGAAUGGCUUCAAUGCCAUCAAGGAUGAUCCCCAAUUCUGGGAGGAGUAUAGAUCUUUCUACCCCUGGAUGGGACGACCAGGCCAGCUCCACAUGGCUGAGCGCCUGACCGAAUAUGCUGGCGGCGCUAACAUCUGGCUGAAGCGAGAAGACCUAAACCAUACCGGAUCUCACAAGAUCAACAAUGCUUUGGGUCAACUUCUACUCGCGAGGCGACUGGGCAAAAAGAAGAUUAUCGCCGAGACUGGUGCUGGACAACAUGGUGUAGCGACGGCUACGGUCUGCGCCAAGUUUGGUAUGGAAUGUACAGUAUUUAUGGGUGCUGAAGAUGUUCGGCGUCAAGCACUCAACGUGUUCCGGAUGCGCUUACUAGGCGCCAAGGUCAUUGCGGUAGAAGCCGGAAGCAAGACGCUACGAGAUGCCGUCAACGAAGCACUCCGGUACUGGGUCGUUCAUCUAGAGGAUACCCACUAUAUCAUCGGGUCCGCUAUCGGUCCUCAUCCCUUCCCGACUAUCGUGAGAACCUUUCAGUCAGUCAUCGGAAACGAGACUAAGGCGCAGAUGCAAGAGAAGCGAGGCAAGUUACCCGAUGCGGUCGUAGCUUGUGUCGGCGGAGGCAGCAACGCCGUCGGCAUGUUCUAUCCCUUUUCCAACGACCCUAGCGUCAAGCUACUAGGCGUCGAGGCCGGUGGAGACGGCAUCAACACCUCACGACACUCGGCUACGUUAACGGGAGGUACUAAGGGCGUGCUGCACGGUGUAAGAACCUAUGUUUUACAAAACGAAUUCGGUCAAAUUUCCGACACCCACUCGGUUUCCGCUGGACUUGACUACCCAGGUGUCGGACCUGAAUUGUCAAAUUGGAAAGACUCCCAGCGGGCCAUGUUUAUCGCGGCCACCGAUGCCGAGGCCUUCAUCGGUUUCAGACUUAUGAGCCAGAUGGAAGGUAUAAUCCCUGCGCUCGAGUCGGCGCACGGCAUAUAUGGCGCUAUUGAGUUGGCUAAGACGAUGAAGAAGGGCGAAGAUAUUGUCAUCUGCCUCAGCGGCAGAGGUGACAAGGACGUUCAGAGCGUGGCCGACGAGUUGCCUAAGCUAGGACCCCAGAUCGGAUGGGAUUUGCGAUUUUAA
Messenger RNA from Annulohypoxylon maeteangense, 2139 nucleotides. Its product is annotated as tryptophan synthetase. The record is from RefSeq and is a predicted model, not a curated record. Gene Ontology annotation, cellular component: cytoplasm. Gene Ontology annotation, molecular function: tryptophan synthase activity. Gene Ontology annotation, biological process: L-tryptophan biosynthetic process. The coding region runs from base 1 to 2139 and encodes 712 amino acids. The transcript has 4 exons. NCBI's taxonomy places the organism in Eukaryota, Fungi, Ascomycota, Sordariomycetes, Xylariales, Hypoxylaceae.